AUGGCGAACUUCACGGUAGAGUGGCUUUCCAAAAGUUACUAUGAGGAGACGGCUCGGCAGGCUAAGGACGCUGCGCUCCAUUCAAAGGUCCAUAGUGAAAUGGAGGAAUUGAUGAGGGAGCCAAGAAGCCAGUUCUCCCCGACCUCGCCAAACAACAGCUGCGGCUACACUUCGGGCUCCGAGAGCGACGCGGGCGAGGAGGGCGAGGAGGAGGCCAGCCAGCGGAGGAGGAUGAGGACCAAGUUCACCUCCGAGCAAAUCAGCAAACUGGAGACUACCUUCAGCAAGCACAAAUACCUGGGGGCUACACAGAGGAGGAAGUUUGCGGAGAGGCUGAACCUCUCGGAAACGCAGGUGAAAACCUGGUUCCAGAACAGGAGAAUGAAGUUGAAACGGGAGGUCCAGGAUCUGCGCCCCGACUUCCUGUCGGUCCCGGCGGCUCUGCUGCCGCCUCUGCUGUUUCAGCACCCCGCCCUGGGCGGACAGCUCCGCGCCGGCGGCGGCUUCUACCCGCGGCUGCAGCGGCUCCCCGGGGCGGCGCUCCCCGCUCCUCUGCGCCCCGUCCUGCUGCCUCCACACUUCUACUGA
This is a messenger RNA of Xiphias gladius (swordfish), 588 nucleotides long. It is a transcript of the gene ventx, whose product is annotated as ventral expressed homeobox. The transcript is spliced from 3 exons. The coding region runs from base 1 to 588 and encodes 195 amino acids. The record is from RefSeq and is a predicted model, not a curated record. Gene Ontology annotation, molecular function: RNA polymerase II cis-regulatory region sequence-specific DNA binding; DNA-binding transcription factor activity, RNA polymerase II-specific. Gene Ontology annotation, biological process: regulation of transcription by RNA polymerase II. Lineage: Eukaryota; Metazoa; Chordata; Actinopteri; Istiophoriformes; Xiphiidae.